CGUUUUUUCCGUAGCCUACUUGACAAGACAUUUCUAUCCACAUUUCUAUUUGAUUUUGGAUGGGACUGAAGUCACGUUGUUAUUGUACCAAUCCCACAUCACGGUGUAAGACAGAAGGGCAGAUCAUUUCUUUAGUUUGUCUUUGACUACCCAACACCAGCCUUCACAGUCUACUUUCAUUUUUCUUCUUCACUUGUUUACAUCUGUGUCACUGGGACAGUCGUCCAGACCUUCUUCUCCACAGCCAGGUUUACAUCCUCUGGUGUGGAAGUCAAGGUGUCGUGGAUCUAAUCAUCACUCAGGUCAAACGUGAUCUUUUAUAGUGACUCCACAGCCUCCGACGCUGCUGUCAACACUAGGUGGCCACCGGCCUGUGGUUACUUUUCCGACACUUCAUAUAUAAAAUCAGAAGGUUCAGCGGGGGUUUUGGGGUUUUAAGAUUUGAAGUUUCCGAUUUAUCAAACUGAUACAUUUCCCCAGUAAACACAACAGAAGGAACUCUGGGAGCUGGAAAUGUAAAGUUUUCCUUUGGGCUGGGGUGAUGGAGAGUAAGUGGUUACCAACUGUAGUUUCCAGCUGGAGCCGACUGUCUUACACCGGGAACAUACUGUAUUUGUCAACUGUUGCUGACUGAAGAAGUUGUAGGUUUUACUGUGGGAGAGAGUGCGUCUGGUCUCCAGGUGGGUUCAUGGAAACGUUGAACCAACUUGAUAUGGUCUCUGAAGAUAACGUGUCAAACAUUCACACGGCCACACUUAUAAUACACUCAAACACACUUUCACAAUACCUGUACCUCAGUUUGCCACCAGGGCGGUGUGUGAUGGAACCUCAUUUAGGACUUUUUUCAUAACGACACUGUUGGAUGCUGUUGCAGGUUUUUGUUGCAGCUCUUGUACAACGUUCAUUGACCAUUGCCAGGACUAAUCAGGCUUUCUCAGGGGUUGCCCCCCCCAUGUUGGACCUUAUUGCUAGAAGGGCUUUAAUGUGUGUAACCUCUCAAACACAGCGUUUCCUGUUUGUCGUCUCCACUGCUCUUCACCCUCCUCUUAUAUAUUAGGCUCCAUCUCACACUUAAAUUGCCAGUUUUUGAGCAGAUAUUGAGCAGUUGCUCAUUUCCUCCCACUCAGAAAUCCAUAGUUAAUAAAGAAAGGAAAAACAAACGCAGUGGCCAGAAGAAUGUUGUCACAUUCUCUUUGGUUUCUCUCUUAUUUUUCAAAAUGGCAGCUCUUGUGUGUGAUAAACCAAUCCACUGUGCUUCUUCUUCAUCCCUGUGAAAUUGUUAUUUUCUGCGGCCACAGUUUACUUUCUCCUCCUGAUGCUGCGCUGCUUGGUAUGCUGCUGUGCCACCAGCUGAUGUGACACCAGUCAUUUGUUAAACGGCCCAAACUCUUAUCUGCCUUUCUUCAAGGAACAGAGCAAUCAAAAGGCUUUUUGACACCAUAUUAGUAAACGCGCCGACGUUCUGAGAACAUUUUAAUGCGGCCUUUAUGUUAUCAGUUUCGGAACUAAUGUUCCUGAUGCAGAGGGAUAAAAGCGCUCUGUUUACUGUGGAGCAGCUUCAUCAUUCAGUGCUGAAAGCACAGCCAGAGAAGUGUGUCAUUUCACAACUGAUUAUUUACAUAACAAAAACUGCACCAGAAAAAAGGAAAGUUGCAUUUAAAGGAACGAGUUAUUAAAAUGAAGACUUGUAAAUGCUGUCAGAAAUGGAAUACAUAACGUUAGAAAUAUGUUUAGUUAUUAUUUUUUUACUUGAAUAAAGCCUUUAAUUGUUCACCAGUCGAUAAUUUCCCCCAAACAUCAUUACGACCCCGAUGUUCCCGUAGAACCACAGGGACACACAAACCCCAGCUUUUGAUUACAUUUUUUUAAAAUUAAAUAUUAAAAAAAUAUAAUUAAAUUCCAAAUACACGAGUCUGCAAAAUGAAUAACUAAUAUAGUGGACACCAGAGAAAAUGAAAACAACCCUAGUUAAAGGAACAGACCUGUGCAGACCUUCAGUGAAUAUCGGUGUUCAAGCUCAUCAAUAAUUUAUUGAUCUGACUCUUGUCCGGCAUGAAAAUUGGUCUCCGCCGUCACUUCUGACCGCAGAGAGGAAGUAAUAAGUGAUGACAAAUCACAAGAGCCUCCGUGAUAAUGGACUGAGCAAAUGGAAAGGAGGCGGUUAUUUGUCAUCCUCCGGCCAGAAAGAAGAGUUACUGCCUCACGUGUAAGCGACCAUUUGCUAAUGACUGUUAUAGUUGAGCCACUGUUGCUUAAACAGACAUUUUUUUUCUGUCAACUCUAUUCAAUCUGUGACCUUAGUAUAAAAAAAAUGACUGUUUACGUCUUUUUAUAGUUUUAAUGACAGCUUAAAGGCUUAGAAUUUGCAGGACUGCCACCUGCUGGCUCAGGAGGAACAAGAAAAUACAAACAGAGGGCAGCAUCACUGCAUAGAAACAAUGUCUAUUUCCUUUCUGUUGUGUAAUGUUAGCGUCUUGGUGUUUCCUCAUUUCUCUACUCUUCAUCUUCAGUGGCCCAUUUUGAGUGACUUUUUUUUAUUACAGUUUACAAGAAAAAUGGUCUUGCAGUUUCUAAAUUUGUAUUUCUAGGCACAUUUUCAACUGGGAGCCUCAGAGCUCCGUGUGUAAACACUCAGUUUGCUCUGCUCAGUUUUUUUUUUUUUUUUUUUUUUUUUUGGCAGGUCGGUUAAGAGCUGUCAACGUUCACUUGUCAAAACUAGCAACAGCUUGUGAGGUAGUGUUUGUUUUUAAAAAAAAUUGAAAUGAUAAUGGACCGAAGUGUUUAUGCAUCGUUCAUCGAGCGCAGCAGGACUCCAGACCGUUUUAUUCUUUAGUCGUUUUCAGAAGCACGAGAUCGUAACUUCACAAAUAAAAUAUUUUGAUUAAAAAGAAAAACAACAUUUUUUAAUGACGUUCUGAAGCGGUAACAGAUUUGUUAGUUAUAUUGUUGCUGUUAUGAAGUCGCUCUAACCUGUUAGCGCUCGGUCAACAGGUUCACCCGAGGGGAUACGAUUAACCCAGUUCAUAUUUAGAAGCCCAGUAUUUACCCGCCUCUGGUGUACGGACAACUGCUCUGUUCUCCUCCGUGAACUCUGACUCUAACUGUAUGUGCACAUGUCGUGCUCUUUGGAUCAGUGAAUGCCUCUUCUCGGAGCCUUUUGUGCCGUCGAUGUAAUGCAGCGUUGCUUAUGUUAAAUACUGCCCCCGGUGUCGUGGUGAAGAUCAGCAGACGUCCAGGCUGCGUUUCCCUCAGCAAUAAGGUUUACCCACAGACCCUUCCACACCGCCUGCCAAGAUGGUGGCGUUGUCUUUAAAAAUCUGCAUUCGCCAAUGCAACGUUGUGAAAACGAUGCAGUUCGAGCCCUCGACGGCCGUUUACGACGCCUGUCGGAUCAUCAGAGAGAGAGUCCCCGAGGCUCAGACUGGACAGGCCUCAGACUACGGUCUAUUCCUGUCCGAUGAAGACCCGCGAAAAGGCAUCUGGCUGGAGUCUGGACGGACACUGGACUACUACAUGCUCCGUAACGGGGACGUCCUGGAAUACAAGAAGAAACAGAGACCACAGAAAAUCAAAAUGUUGGAUGGAGCCGUGAAAACCAUCAUGGUGGAUGAUUCCAAAACAGUGGGAGAGCUGCUGGUGACCAUCUGCAGUAGAAUAGGCAUCACCAACUACGAGGAGUACUCUCUGAUCCAGGAGACUGUGGAGGAGAAGAGGGACGAUGGAAUGGGAACGCUGAAGAAGGACAGGACACUGCUGCGGGACGAGAGGAAGAUGGAGAAACUGAAGGCCAAACUACACACGGACGAUGACUUGAACUGGCUCGACCACAGCCGGACGUUCAGGGAACAGGGAGUGGAUGAGAACGAGACACUUUUGCUCAGACGUAAGUUCUUCUACUCGGACCAGAACGUCGACUCUCGGGACCCGGUCCAACUCAACCUGCUUUACGUCCAGGCUCGAGACGACAUCCUGAACGGUUCACAUCCGGUGUCCUUCGACAAGGCCUGUGAGUUUGGAGGCAUUCAGGCCCAGAUCCAGUUUGGACCACACAUAGAGCACAAACACAAACCUGGAUUCUUGGACCUGAAGGAGUUUCUUCCCAAAGAAUACAUAAAACAAAGAGGAGCAGAGAAGAAAGUAUUUCAGGAGCACAAAAACUGUGGUGAAAUGACAGAGAUUGAAGCCAAAGUGAAGUACGUGAAGUUGGCUCGGUCCCUGCGGACGUACGGCGUCUCUUUCUUCCUGGUGAAGGAAAAGAUGAAGAGUAAAAACAAGCUGGUGCCACGACUGCUGGGCAUCACCAAAGAGUCGGUGAUGAGAGUGGACGAGAAGACCAAAGAUGUGGUGCAGGAGUGGCCGCUCACCACCGUGAAGAGGUGGGCGGCGUCGCCCAAGAGCUUCACUCUGGAUUUUGGUGAAUACCAGGAGAGUUAUUACUCGGUGCAGACCACUGAAGGGGAGCAGAUCUCUCAGCUGAUCGCUGGUUACAUCGACAUCAUCUUGAAAAAGAAGCAGAGUAAAGAUCGUUUUGGGAUGGAAGGUGACGAGGAGUCCACCAUGCUGGAGGAAUCGGUGUCUCCUAAAAAGUCAACGAUCCUUCAGCAGCAGUUUAACCGCGUGGGUCGGGCGGAGCACGGCUCUGUGGCGCUGCCGGGGGUGAUCCGCUCCGGCUCCAUCGGCACAGAGUCACUCAGCAUGGGCAGCAUGCCAGCACCACAGCAGCAGAUCACCAUGGGUCAGAUGCACCGAGGACACAUGCCCCCGCUGAGCUCGGCCCAACAGGCUCUGAUGGGAACCAUCAACACCAGCAUGCAGGCAGUGCAGAAAGCCCAGAUUGACCUCGGGGAGGUUGACAGCCUGCCCCCUCUGGGCCAGGACAUGGCGUCCAAGGUCUGGAUCCAGAACAAGAUGGAUGAAUCCAAACAUGAGAUCCACUCACAGGUGGACGCAAUCACUGCAGGAACGGCGUCCGUGGUCAACCUCACAGCUGGUGACCCCGACGACACGGACUACACGGCAGUGGGCUGCGCCAUCACCACCAUCUCCUCCAACCUGACGGAGAUGUCGAAGGGCGUGAAGCUGCUGGCCGCACUGAUGGAGGACGAUGUGGGAGGAGGAAAUGACCUGAUGAAGGCUGCCAGGACGCUGGCCGGAGCCGUGUCCGACCUGCUGAAGGCCGUGGAGCCCGCCUCCGGAGAGCCCAGACAGACCGUGCUGACGGCGGCCGGCAGCAUCGGCCAGGCCAGCGGAGACCUGCUGCGGCAGAUUGGAGAGAAUGAGACGGACGAACGGUUCCAGGAUGUCCUGAUGAAUCUGGCCAAGGCUGUCGCCAACGCUGCCGCCAUGUUGGUGCUGAAGGCCAAGAAUGUGGCCCAGGUUGCAGAGGACACGGUGCUUCAGAACCGCGUCAUCGCCGCUGCCACCCAGUGUGCCCUGUCCACCUCCCAGCUGGUGGCCUGCGCCAAGGUAGAGCAGCUGGUGUUUGGACCAACCAAACCCCAGAGGCUUUUCUCUCACUUCUCUCUCACUUCUCUCUCUCCUGGUUCUCCACUGUCUCUCACCCCACUCUGAUCUUCAUCCACCUUGGCGUGCCCUUUGCUUAAUACAGCUUCAUAAGCUCUCUGUGUGACGCCGCAGCUCUCACACACAGAGCACUAUCAUCAGCAUGUGCUGCAGGAGAGGGGAGACAAAGACGAAAUAUCAAUCUUUCUCUAAUGUCCAGGAGAGAUGGUCCGUCAGGCUCGGGUCCUGGCCCAGGCCACCUCAGACCUGGUGAACGCCAUGAGGUCGGACGCAGAGGCAGAGGUGGACUUGGACAACUCCAAGAAGCUGCUGGCAGCUGCUAAACUCCUGGCUGACGCCACGGCCAGGAUGGUGGAGGCAGCCAAGGGGGCUGCAGCAUAUCCGGAGAACGAGGACCAGCAGCAGCGGCUGAGAGAGGCUGCGGAGGGUCUGCGAGUGGCCACCAACGCUGCUGCUCAGAACGCUAUCAAGAAGAAACUGAUCAACAGACUGGAGAAUGCUGCCAAACAAGCUGCAGCCGCAGCCACACAGACCAUCGCUGCGGCUCAGAACGCUGCUGCGUCCAACAAGAACACCGCUGCUCAUCAGCAGCUGGUGCAGAGCUGCAAGGUGACGGCCGACCACAUGCCGCAGCUCAACCAGGGAGUGCGUGGCAGUCAGGCCAAACCAGAGGACCUCAGCGCUCAGCUCGCUCUCAUCAUAGCAAGUCAGAACUUCCUUCAGCCCGGCAGUAAGAUGGUGACCUCGGCCAAGUCCUCUGUGCCCACUGUGACGGAUCAGGCUGCAGCCAUGCAACUGGGUCAGUGUGCUAAGAACCUGGCUACCUGCCUGGCUGAGCUGAGGACGGCAGCCCAGAAGGCACACGAGGCCUGUGGACCCAUGGAGAUCGACUCGGCGCUCACUGCCAUCCAGACCCUGAGGAACGAGCUGCAGGACGCCAAACUGGCUGCAGCCAACGCUCAGCUGAAACCACUGCCAGGAGAAAAUCUGGAGAAAUGUGCUCAGGACCUGGGCAGCACGUCCAAGUCGGUGGGCUCCUCCAUGGCCCAGCUCCUCACCUGUGCAGCACAAGGAAACGAGCACUACACAGGAAUCGCAGCCAGAGAGACGGCUCAGGCCCUGAAAACUCUGGCCCAGGCGGCCCGCGGUGUCGCUGCUUCAACCACGGACCCCAAAGCUGCGGCGGCCAUGCUGGACUCUGCCCGUGAUGUCAUGGAGGGGUCCGCUCUUCUCAUCCACGAGGCCAAGGAGGCUCUGGGUUCUCCUGGAGACGCUGAGAGUCAGCAGAGGCUGGCACAGGUGGCUAAAGCUGUGUCUCACUCCCUGAAUAACUGCGUCAACUGCCUGCCUGGUCAGAAGGACGUGGACAUGGCUCUCAAAAGCAUCGGGGAGGCCAGCAAAAAGCUGCUGAUUGACACGAUCCCUCCGUCCUCCAAGUCAUUCCAGGAGGCUCAGAGUGAUUUGAACCAAACUGCCGCAGACCUGAACCAGUCAGCGGGCGAGGUGGUCCACGCCUCCAGAGGCUCCAGCAAUCAACUGGCAGUGGCUUCUGGGAAGUUCAGCCACGACUUUGAUGACUUCCUGGACGCAGGGAUUGAGAUGGCCGGACACACUCAGAAAAAGGACGACCAGGUGCAGGUGAUCGGGAAUCUGAAGAACAUCUCCAUGGCCUCCAGUAAACUCCUGCUGGCUGCGAAGAGCCUCUCUGUGGACCCAGCGGCAGCGAACGCCAAGAACCUGCUGGCUGCUGCUGCCAGAGCGGUGACGGACAGCAUUAACCAGCUGAUCACCCUGUGCACUCAGCAGGCUCCUGGCCAGAAGGAGUGUGACAAUGCCCUCAGAGAGCUGGAGGCUGUGAGAGGAAUGCUGGACAACCACAACGAGCCGGUCAGUGACCUCUCGUACUUCGACUGCAUUGAGAGUGUGAUGGAGAACUCCAAGGUCCUCGGUGAAUCCAUGGCAGGGAUUUCCCAGAACUGUAAGACCGGGGACGUGUCGGCCUUCGGAGACUGUGUGGGAUCAGCGUCCAAGGCUCUGUGUGGCCUCACUGAAGCAGCAGGACAGGCCUCCUACCUGGUGGGUGUGUCCGACCCCAACAGUCAGGCCGGACACCAGGGGCUGGUGGAUCCCAUCCAGUUCGCCAAAGCCAACCAGGCUAUUCAGAUGGCCUGUCAGAACCUCGUUGACCCAGACAGCAGUCCAUCACAGGUUCUUUCUGCCGCCACUAUUGUUGCUAAGCACACGUCAGCGCUGUGCAACGCCUGCCGCCUGGCCUCCUCCAGAGCCACCAACCCAGUUGCCAAGAGGCACUUUGUGCAGUCGGCCAAAGAGGUGGCCAACAGCACGGCCAACCUGGUCAAAACCAUUAAGGCUUUGGACGGUGAUUUCUCAGACGAGAACAGACACAGGUGUCGCGUUGCCACCGGACCUCUGAUUGAAGCUGUGGAAAACCUGACAACGUUUGCAUCCAACCCAGAGUUUGCCAGCGUCCCUGCGCAAAUAAGUGCAGAGGGCACUGCUGCUCAGGAGCCCAUCCUCCAUUCAGGUCGCUCCAUGCUGGACAGCUCCACCCACCUGCUCAGAACUGCACGCUCAUUGGUUAUUAACCCCAAAGACCCGCCCACCUGGUCCAUUCUGGCUGGUCACUCUCGCAUCGUCUCUGACUCCAUCAAGAGUCUCAUUACAGCCAUAAGGGACAAGGCCCCGGGCCAGCGUGAGUGCGACUCAUCAAUUGAUAACAUCAACAAAUGUAUCCGGGACAUUGAACAGGCCUCUCUGGCAGCGGUCAGCCAGGACUUACGCUGCAGAGAUGACAUCUCACUGGAAGCGCUGCAGGAACAGUUGACGUCCACUGUGCAGGAAAUUGGCCACUUAAUUGACCCCAUUUCUACUGCAGCCAGAGGCGAGGCUUCCCAACUAGGACACAAGGUGACCCAGCUGGCUCGUUACUUCGAGCCCUUGAUCAACGCCUCUGUUGGAGUGGCGUCUAAGCUGAGGGACCACCAGCAGCAGAUGACUUUUCUGGAUCAAACCAAGACCCUGGCGGAGUCUGCUCUGCAGAUGCUCUACGCCGCCAAGGAGGGCGGCGGGAACCCCAAGGCCUCCCAUACCCAUGAUGCAAUAGUGGAGGCAGCGCAGCUUAUGAAGGAAGCGGUGGAUGACAUCAUGGUGACACUGAAUGAAGCCGCCAGUGAAGUGGGAAUGGUUGGAGGAAUGGUGGAAUCCAUCGCAGAGUCCAUGGCCAAGCUGGAUGAAGGUACACCACCUGAGCCCGACGGCUCCUUUGUGGACUACCAGACCAGUAUGGUCAAAUACUCCAAGGCCAUCGCUGUCACCGCUCAGGAAAUGAUGACCAAAUCAGUGACCUGCCCUGAUGAGAUGGGGGCUCUGGCCUCUCAGGUGACUGUAGACUACGGUCAGUUGGCCUUCCAGAGUCGACUGGCGGCUCACACAGCGGAGCCUGAGGAGGUUGGUUUCCAGAUCAAGACCCGGGUGCAGGAUCUGGGCCACGGUUGUAUCUCGCUGGUCCAGAAGGCUGGAGCCCUGCAGAUCACACCCUCAGACAGUUUCACUAAACGAGAGCUCAUCGACUGCGCCCGCACUGUCACCGAAAAGGUGUCCUUGGUGCUCUCGGCCCUGCAGGCAGGUAACAAGGGCACGCAGGCCUGCAUCACAGCAGCCAGUGCCGUGUCUGGGAUCAUCGCCGACCUGGACACCACCAUCAUGUUUGCCUCUGCCGGAACCCUGAACGCAGAGAACGACGAGUGCUUCGCCGACCACAGAGAAACCAUUUUGAAGACGGCCAAGGCUCUGGUGGAGGACACAAAGAUGCUGGUGUCCGGGGCAGCUUCCGGUCCGGACAGAUUGGCGCAGGCUGCUCAGUCUUCAGCCAAAACCAUCACCCAACUCACAGAUGUGGUCAAACUUGGAGCUGCCAGCAUCGGCUCGGAUGAUCCAGAGACACAGGUUGUUCUGAUAAAUGCUGUCAAAGAUGUGGCAAAGGCCCUGUCUGAGCUCAUCAGUGCCACCAAGUGUGCAGCUGGCAAAACAGCAGAUGAUCCGUCCAUGUACCAGCUGAAAGCUGCAGCCAAGGUGAUGGUGACCAACGUGACCUCACUGUUGAAGACGGUCAAAGCAGUGGAGGACGAGGCCUGUCGAGGGACCAGAGCCCUGGAGUCCACGAUCGAGUGUAUAAAACAGGAACUGGCGCUUUUUCAAUCCAAAGAUGCUCCCAACAAAUCGAGCACUCCUGAGGAGUUCAUCCGCAUGACUAAAGGCAUCACGAUGGCCACGGCCAAAGCUGUGGCUGCUGGGAACUCGGCCCGGCAGGAGGACAUCAUUCACACGGCCAACAUCAGCCGCAAAGCUAUUUCAGAGAUGCUCACCACGUGCAAGCAAGCGGCCUACCAUCCAGAGGUGAGUGAGGAGGUGAAGAACAGAGCACUGAGGUACGGGUCGGAGUGUACCACUGGAUACAUCCAUCUGCUGGAGCAGGUCCUGAUGGUUCUCCAAAAGCCCACAGCAGAUCAGAAGCAGCAGUUGGCAGGCUGUUCUAAACGGGUGGCAGGCGCCGUCACAGAGCUGAUGCAAGCAGCUGAGGCCAUGAAAGGUUCUGAGUGGGUCGACCCCGAGGACCCGACCGUGAUCGCAGAGAACGAGCUGCUCGGUGCAGCGGCGUCCAUCGAAGCAGCAGCUAAGAAACUGGAGCAGCUCAAACCCCGAGCAAAACCGAAGCUAGCAGAUGAGACUCUGAACUUUGAGGAGCAGAUCUUGGAGGCAGCCAAGUCCAUCGCUGCAGCCACCAGCGCUCUGGUCAAAUCGGCGUCUGCUGCUCAGAGAGAGCUGGUGGCCCAGGGUAAAGUGGGCUCCAUCCCUGCUAACGCUGUGGACGAUGGACAGUGGUCCCAGGGACUCAUCUCUGCAGCUCGUAUGGUGGCGGCAGCGACCAGCAAUCUUUGUGAAGCCGCCAACGCCUCGGUGCAGGGCCACGCCAGUGAGGAGAAGCUCAUCUCUUCUGCCAAACAGGUGGCAGCGUCCACAGCUCAGCUGCUGGUGGCCUGCAAGGUGAAAGCUGACCAGGACUCCGAGGCCAUGAGGAGACUUCAGAUUGCAGGAAAUGCUGUGAAGAAAGCCUCAGACAACUUGGUGAGGGCGGCCCAGAAGGCAGCUUUUGACAAGGCAGAUGAAGACAACGUGGUGGUGAAGACCAAGUUUGUUGGUGGAAUAGCACAGAUCAUUGCGGCUCAGGAGGAGAUGCUGAGGAAGGAGAGGGAGCUGGAGGACGCCAGGAGGAAACUGGCUCAGAUCAGACAGCAGCAGUACAAGUUCCUGCCCAGCGAGCUGCGAGAAGACAACAACUGAGGUUCAACCUGAGGUUCACUGCUGCGUUCACGCCGAGCAGUGUGAAAAGCACACGUGCUGAAUGUGCAUGUAUGUUUGAAUAUUUGUCUCCUUCAUCACGGCACAUCCUCUCGUCUCUCACAGUGACUUCAGACACAGUUACAUUCACUUCUUACCUGGACUCCUGUCUGCAGCCGACGUCUCUCGAACACUAGGACUGAAGAAGAACUGUUACUUUAUGUUUCUUUUCUCUUUUUUUCAUUUUUUUUUUCAUUUGAAACACAGCAGUUUUGAAUGAUGUAAUCUGAACAGAAUGUGACGUGCUGAGCACCGACAGAACCACUCAUACACUCAUGUUUGUCCAUACGCUGCAGCUGUAAAAUCUUCACAGUCAGUUCAUCACCUUUUCACCAGAAUUAAUCGAGAAUUCAACUGCAAUAUCACCUCCAAGGCUUCAAUGAUACAGGUCAAAACACUCAUCCUUAGUCUUCUCUGGUCUCACAUGAAGGAACGGUUGUGGUUUUGUUACUUUUUUGGUCAGAUUUACUGUGAAUCCUCUGGGAGAAUGAACUCAAACCAUGUGAAUGCUUUUACCUCACUGGACGACUUAUUGCCAUAGAAGGUAUAUUCAUUACUCUUGGGUAUUUUUAGCAGGGGGACGUGGGGGGGGGUCCUUCAGGGGCCCCCACCAUGAGCACAGCCCGUGGUGGCCUUCAGCCAGAUUAUCUUUCCCAAUUCUGCAGUUUUAAAUUCCCAUCCAGUGUGACAUUCAGAGCUGUUAGGCAGUGAGUUGAAUGUGAUUAAGUUGCAAUACUGUAAAUGCGUCUUAAGGGGGCAGCAUUGGAUUCUAUUAAACCUUGCGAAUAUUACAGACGUAGUAUAGAAGCUUAUCAAUAAAUAUGUUGUGAAUUAGUUGCACAAAGUCACUUCAUCUGAAGUCUUAGUCAAAACUGUUGGCUCGCUGCAGGAAGUGGUCGUCGACGUUCAACGUUUCUAGCAAUAUUGAACCACUGCCAGGGAUUCAUCAGCUCCACUUUUGUAAAUCUGACAGAUAACUUGGCAAUAAAAGUUUUAUUACUGAAUAAAGCAACAAUGGAUUUUAAAUGAAUUAGUGAAUAACAAGUGAAGUGAGUGCAGUCGUGCAGUCCUGUCUGUGUGACUUCACCUAACACUGAAGAACUUUGUCUUUGUUUAUCCAGUUUGAUUGACGUGUGUUUGGUUCCAGUGACUUACUAUAGACUGUUAUUAAAGGACACCUUUGUUGUAUCUGCAAAACCCUGGGUCCUGCUGUCCAAAUGCAUGGCUUUGUGCUUCAGCUGCAGCUCCAGUUUACACGGUGACAGAGCAGAAGUGUUCAGAAUUAGGAUGCACUGAGUGACUCUGACCGUGAACACACAGCCAACAGUGACAGGAAGCUGACGACUGACUGAAUUCACAAGUGUUUUCUGCCUUUAUGUUUAAUGUCUGUGGGGGGGGUAGGACACAGGUGGGGGUGGGGGGGGGGGACCACAGCUCAUCAGUCUGUAGUCUGUAGUGAUUCUGAAUAGUGCCUUAGUCUGUAGCCCAUACUGUGUCUGGUCUGCCUGAGUUUACAGCUUCACCUCGUAGGUCAACAAACGACGGGAUUGGUCGAGACGUUGGUGUUUGACUGCGGCUCCAUGUCUGUGGACGUUGAUCAUACUUUAUUUUUCUAUUAGUCUCCCUGUCGUGUAUGAAGCCAGAGGAGCGACGGGACAAAAAUGUGUCUUCACACUCUGUGUAUUUUAUAUAUACAGUACAUUUACGAACACAUUUUUGUACGGCCUGACGUUGACUUGUACUACAGUACUACAGCAGGCAGCAGUUCUGAGGACUGUCGUCUGCUUGGAAGUACUUUUAAAGGUUUUGCCCCCCCCCCUCUGUGCUUUUGAACCUCUGUGGAAAGAUAAAUGUGAUCGGAGCAGUCGAUUGUAUCUGUCACCGUUAAGACGUUGUUGUGGAGUGUUUGAAGUGUUCUGUACCUCUCUCUACCCCCGAGCCGGAAAAUAAAAAAAUGAUGAAGUUGCGACAGUUUAAGAUAAGUGAUAAGAUGCAGCAUAAGAAAUAUUUAUCUGGCUUCAAUAAAACUAUUUUUUGUAUUCACUGAAAGUAAAACCUUCAA
Cynoglossus semilaevis (tongue sole) is the source of this 13003-nucleotide messenger RNA. Its product is annotated as talin-2-like. Gene Ontology annotation, cellular component: cytoplasm; ruffle; focal adhesion. The record is from RefSeq and is a predicted model, not a curated record. NCBI's taxonomy places the organism in Eukaryota, Metazoa, Chordata, Actinopteri, Pleuronectiformes, Cynoglossidae. The transcript is spliced from 56 exons. Gene Ontology annotation, molecular function: actin filament binding; structural constituent of cytoskeleton; integrin binding. Gene Ontology annotation, biological process: actin cytoskeleton organization; cell-cell adhesion.